Molecule: messenger RNA, 4168 nt
Organism: Thalassophryne amazonica
Lineage: Eukaryota; Metazoa; Chordata; Actinopteri; Batrachoidiformes; Batrachoididae
Gene: dvl2
Product: dishevelled segment polarity protein 2
Exons: 15
Coding region: 1-2307 (768 amino acids)
Biological process (GO): canonical Wnt signaling pathway; intracellular signal transduction
Cellular component (GO): cytosol
Molecular function (GO): frizzled binding
Source: RefSeq, a predicted model, not a curated record
AUGGCAGAGACCAAAAUAAUUUAUCAUAUAGACGAAGAGGAGACGCCGUAUCUAGUCAAGAUACCAAUUGCUGCUGAAAAUAUCACUUUACUGGAUUUUAAACAGGUCUUGAACAAGCCAAACUACAAAUUCUUCUUCAAGUCUAUGGACCAGGACUUCGGGGUUGUGAAGGAAGAGAUUUCCGAUGAUAGCGCCAAGUUGCCAUGUUUUAACGGCAGAGUGGUGUCAUGGUUGGUGUCUUCAGACACUCCAGUAGCAGAGCCACCGGUGGCCGUGGUUCCCCCCGUGGAAACGUCUGUCCAGCCCUCACCCCCUCCACCACCUCUGCCACCUCCACCUGUUGAAAGGACGGGGGGCAUCGGGGACUCCAGACCGCCCUCCUUCCAUCCCAAUGCUACAGGCAGUGUGGAGACGUUGGAUGACCAGACUGAAACAGAAUCUGUAGUUUCCUUCAGGAGAGAGAGACCUCGACACAGAGAGAGCAUGGACCAUCACGGGCCACGUAUGAACGGACAGAGUCGCCUGGAGCGCCACCUGGCGGGAUAUGAGAGUUCCAGCACGGUGAUGAGCAGCGAAUUGGAAACCACCAGCUUCUGUGACUCUGACGAUGACGACACAAUGAGCAGGUUCAGCAGUGCAACAGAGCAGAGCACGGCCUCGAGGCUUCUUAAACGGCACCGCAGACGCAGGAAACAACGCCCCCCUCGUCUUGAGAGGGCUUCCUCCUUCAGCAGUGUGACAGACUCCACCAUGUCUUUGAACAUCAUCACCGUUACACUCAACAUGGAGAAGUACAACUUCCUGGGCAUCAGUAUUGUGGGCCAGAGUAAUGAACGGGGCGAUGGAGGUAUUUACAUCGGCUCCAUCAUGAAGGGAGGAGCUGUGGCCGCAGACGGACGCAUAGAACCAGGAGACAUGCUGCUGCAGGUGAACGACAUUAACUUUGAGAACAUGAGUAACGAUGAUGCAGUGCGGGUACUGAGGGAGAUCGUGCACAAACCAGGGCCCAUCAUCCUCACUGUGGCUAAGUGCUGGGACCCGUCGCCUCAGGGCUACUUCACUCUGCCUCGCAAUGAGCCGAUCCGACCCAUUGAUCCUGCAGCGUGGGUCAGCCACUCUGUGGCAAUGACGGGGGCUUACCCGCCGUACCCAGGCAGCUCCUCUCUCAGCACCAUCACCUCCUCCUCCUCCGUCACAGAGACUGAACGUUUUGAUGACUUUAACCUAUCGCUGCACUCUGACAUGGCGUCAGUUGCCAAGGCCAUGGCCUCGCCAGAAUCAGGCUUGGAAGUCAGGGAUCGUAUGUGGCUGAAGAUCACCAUCCCCAACGCAUUCCUGGGCUCUGAUGUUGUGGAGUGGCUGUUUCACCACAUCGAGGGUUUCCAGGACCGCCGCGAAGCCAGGAAGUACGCCAGCAACCUGCUGAAGGCCGGCUUCAUUCGACACACUGUCAACAAGAUCACCUUCUCUGAACAGUGCUACUAUGUUUUUGGGGACUUGAGUGACUGUGAGAACUACAUGGCCAACCUCUCCCUGAAUGACAACGAUGGUUCUAGCGGAGCCUCGGACCAGGACACUUUGGCCCCCCUGCCCCUCCCAGGUGCCUCUCCGUGGCCCAUGAUGCAUACCUUUCCCUAUCAGCCCUACCCCACACACCCCUAUUCCAACCAGCCGCCUCCAUACCACGAGCUCACCAGCUACACCUACGCCCCCGGCAGCACCGGCAGCCAGCACAGUGAAGGGAGCCGAAGCAGCGGGUCAACGCGGAGCGAGGGUGAGCGGCGCCGCAGCAGUAAAGGUGCCGGCAGCACUGUGGGCGGAGGGGAAAAAUCGCCCUCCGGCGGGGGUGGAGAAGGUGGCGGUGCUGACUCGCGCUCCGGCAGCGGCAGUGAAUCAGAAUACUCCACUCGCAGUAGCCUGAGGCGCAGCCACGGCUCCGCUGCCCCGAGCGAGCACAGCCACGCCUCCUCCCAGCGCUCACAUCACCACCGCUUGCCGCAGCUGCCUCACAUGUCACCCUACCCUCCGGGUAUCCCGCUGCCUUACAACCCCAUGAUGGUAAUGAUGGUACCGCAGCACCCGCACCCCGCUAUGGCAACCGCUCACGCUUUGCCGCACACACAGCAGCUACCCACGGCCCCUAUGCACCCAGCCUUAUCCCUGCCCCCCUCCUCCACACCAGGGGGACCUCCUGGUGCCCCGCCCACUCGUGACCUGGGCUCUGUCCCCCCAGAGCUGACUGCAUCCCGCCAGUCCUUCCAUCUGGCUAUGGGCAAUCCUAGCGAGUUUUUUGUGGAUGUUAUGUAGUGCUGUUGUGGUUUUUUUUUGUGUUGAGUGACCAUACAUGUGAAGAUUGUGCUCGGUCCCCGUGCGUUCUGACCAGGAUCUGGUGGCAGCUGUUUGAACUUACAAGAGCCUAUUGGAUUAACGGCACUUGUAAUAAAUUUGGUGAGAACAGGGUUUAACUUUGACACACAAAUUGGAUGAUAUCAAAAAGUAUUGCCAUGUGGCAGCGCUGUGUAGUAUUUAAAUUUUCCACCAAAACAUCACUCUUUUCAAAUCCAAAAAUUAGGACAGUUUUGGCUUUCUGAUCUCAAUAUCACCCCAGUCUGAACUGUGAAUUUGUUGAAUUUGUACCUUCAGUUUUCUUAAAAGACAGAGUUGUCAGUCUCUCUGUUCAGGAGAUCACAGUUUGGUCCAUAAGUAAUAAAACACUUAAAAAAUAAAUACAUAAAUAAUUCUGCCUCUGUACACCACCACAGUGUCUUUGAAAUGAACCAGUCAAGAUGUGCUUGUAGUUUAGAAUUUUAGCUUUAAUUGAAGUGUUUAACAAAAACAGUCACAUUUAUCAGUUCGGAAUUAUGUCUGUUUUUAUGCAUAGUCCCUCUAUUUUUUUUUUUUUUUUUUGAGGGGUCAUAAAUAAUUGGACUAAGUAUUAGGCUUAUUGUCUCAUCUCACCAGGACACUUGGUACUGUAUGAGAAGCUUGUCUGGAGAGACCAUGCAAGAACAAAACUCGUGAGGGAAGCCACCAAGACACACCAUUACAACUUUGAAGGACUUUACGGGCUUCUAUGUCUGUGACUGGAGAAAUUAGACUUCUUUUUGUAACAUGUAAAAGUUGCAUGUUGCGCAGUUUAUCUGUUUGCAGCACGGAGGCCUGUGGCUCCUACGGAGUUGUGUGCAUCUUGAUGGCUUCCCUCACUCCAGACGGAUUUACCUUACAGCACCAUGAUGUAUAUAUUUGUUGUUAUACCCUUUGAAUUAAAGAAAAAAUGUUUCUAUUUCAAACAGAUAAUUGUUUCAUUUCAACUCAACUCCACUGUGAAGAUGUCACACAGAGGCCAAACCUUAAAAAUUAUAAUUGUCCAAAUACUUACGGACCGGGCUAUUUUUCAACUGUGUAAAACUCUUAACAGAUUGUUUUUCCCCCCUUUGCAUAUUUAGAAGUGACCGUCUAAUAUCUAAGCUCCAAGCAAGAAGCUUGCGGACCACAGUCUAACACUCCGUAGUGCCAGGUACACUGUGUACUUGAGAAGAAUACAGUCUUGUGUGUAAUUAUCUGGAUCUUUUUUGCCAGAUUUGUUGGCUGCACAGGAGCAUAUUCCUUAAUCUGCAUUUUUUAGCUGUUCUCACCCUGUGUACACAAGAUUUGACUCCUUUUUCAGUGUAGUUUGAUGAAUUCUUUGUAUAUAUUUACUACUACAAUGUAAAUGUAACACUACAGAAUGGCAAUAUAAGAAUAAGAAUGUGAACAAUAAUAAGUCCAAAAAACAUCACUCUCUACCUGGGGGGUUUGGGGAAGGGGGAGGGUGGGGAAGUCGUAAAUUUUUGUUUUUGGCCAUGUUUUCCUUUCAGGGUGGGGCUGUAGAGGCAUAAAGGUACAUGCAGGUGAGGAGUAAAGCAGAAACGGUACUUUUUGAAUGAACUGUGAUCCAAAUUCCCGCUCGCCGUACAUAUUUGUAUGUUACUGACACAUUAUUCACACUUUUUAUUUUUAUUUUCCUGUAUGAGUGACUAUAUAAAUCUUGUAUAACCAAACUAUUAAGGUGCUAAAUGAAGAGUGGACAUUUCAAGAAUAAUGACAUUGUUACGUUGUUUGAUUUCAUAUCGCCACCAUUGCUUUUUUUUUUUUUUUUUCUUUUGAGAAUAAAUUUGAUACUUGUAAA